Molecule: messenger RNA, 177 nt
Organism: Priapulus caudatus
Lineage: Eukaryota; Metazoa; Priapulida; Priapulimorpha; Priapulimorphida; Priapulidae
Exons: 2
Source: RefSeq, a predicted model, not a curated record
GGGUCGAAGACUGGAAAAGAAGGAGAGAAAGAAAAAAAGGGAGAAGUGGAGGACAGAAAACAGAAGGGAAAGAAGAGUGAAGAAACAAGAAGAGAGAGAAAGAAAAAAAGAAAGAAAACAGAAAAAACAAGAAACAAUAAAACAAGAAAGAAGACAAAUGCAGAAGCGGACGCAAAU